AUGAAUGGAAACGAUUCUACUCCUUUGCUAAAGAAACAAAAAGUAGCAGCUCAUGAAGAUUCACAAAGUGAUGCCGAAUUCGAUUUUCCAGAAUAUAUGACAAGCAAUGUCAACCAUUCGGCACAACAAGAUACUCUUUACCUAGAUACCAUCCACAGGCCUCUAUUGGACUUUGAUUUCGAGAAAGUAUGCCUGGUGACUCUUUCCAACACCAAUGUUUAUUGCUGUUUGGUUUGCGGAAAGUAUUUCCUGGGAAGAAGCAGAACUUCUCCAUCGUACACCCAUUCGCUCGAGAACAAUCAUCAUGUCUUCAUAAAUCUUCACAACGAAAAGUACUAUGUUCUUCCAGAAAACUAUGAAAUUACAUCAUAUUCGGCCCUAAAAUCGCUAAGAGAUAUCAACAACUUCUUGAAUCCCAAAUACACCAAAUCAGACAUUGAAAAUCUUCCUGUUACUGCUCGAGAUCUCGAUCAUAAAUCCUACGAUGUGGGCUAUGUAGGACUAAACAAUAUAUCAGCCAAUGACUAUUCCAAUGUCGUUAUACAAGCUCUCAGUCAUAUAGUUCCAAUAAGGAAUUGGUACUUGAGUUUAUCUCAUCGACAGGACUUAAACGCAAGAUUGGAAUCCAUGUCUCCGUUGAAUUACAAUUUUGGAAUAUUGGUAAGAAAGCUUUGGUCCAAGUACUUGUACAGAAACCAUGUAUCUCCACACGAAUUUUUACAGUACUUGUCGAGCACCACAAAGAACCAAUUUCUGAUAACUCGGCAAUCGACUCCCAAGAAGUUGUUGGUGUGGUUAUUGAAUAAUUUGCAUCUUCAGCUAAGCAAGCUGAUCAAGAAGUCACUGACUGUACUCAGUGACAAUCUUCGAGGUCGGAUAAAAGUCACUUCAAUGGAAGUUCAUACCAAAGAAGUUAACGAUAAAGUUGAGUUCGAGACCGAUGAAAAUUCUGCAAAGGAGCUGGUACUGUCUUUUUGGGUUUUAACUCUCGAUUUGAUAUCAUCACCGUUGUUCAUGGAUGUUACUAAAAUACAGGAAGUAGCAUUAACCAAGUUAUUGCAGAAGUAUGAUGGUAAACAAACCAGUCAAGUUUCCUCCUCAGAGUUGAGGACAUAUAAGCUUAUUGCGCCGUUGCCACGAUACCUCAUCUUCCAUAUAGACAGAGGACUCGAGAAGGACGGAUCCACGAGAGGAAACCCUACAGUAGUACAGUUUUCUACAACUAUCGAUAUGGCUCCGUAUACUGAAGGAGCUGAUCAGUCGCUUAACUAUAAGUUGCUCAGUACUAUAAAGCGCCAGCUGACUGAAGGUGUCAAAUUGGAUCACAGUGAUGACAAAAACAAUUGGGCUAUAAGUCUUCGUCGUACGGAUGAUUCCUGGGUAUGUAUUAAGGAUUUGGAAUUCAACGCCUGUGAAGGAGGAUUGCUUUUCCUAGAAGAGAACUAUUUACAGAUAUGGGAAAGAUGCUAG
Messenger RNA from Scheffersomyces stipitis CBS 6054, 1470 nucleotides. RefSeq names its product mRNA splicing protein (gene USP39). The transcript has a single exon. The record is from RefSeq and is a predicted model, not a curated record. Gene Ontology annotation, molecular function: zinc ion binding; cysteine-type deubiquitinase activity. Lineage: Eukaryota; Fungi; Ascomycota; Pichiomycetes; Serinales; Debaryomycetaceae. The coding region runs from base 1 to 1470 and encodes 489 amino acids. Gene Ontology annotation, biological process: protein deubiquitination.